Molecule: messenger RNA, 1353 nt
Organism: Pseudomassariella vexata
Lineage: Eukaryota; Fungi; Ascomycota; Sordariomycetes; Amphisphaeriales; Pseudomassariaceae
Product: NADP-specific glutamate dehydrogenase
Exons: 4
Coding region: 1-1353 (450 amino acids)
Cellular component (GO): cytosol
Molecular function (GO): L-glutamate dehydrogenase (NADP+) activity
Source: RefSeq, a predicted model, not a curated record
AUGUCGAACCUUCCAUCUGAGCCCGAGUUCGAGCAGGCAUACAAAGAGCUUGUAAGCACCCUUGAGAACAGCACAUUGUUUGAGAAGAACCCCGAGUUCCGAACGGCCUUGAGCGUUGUGUCCAUCCCCGAGCGUAUCAUCCAGUUCAGAGUCGUGUGGGAAGAUGACAGCGGCGCCCUGCAAGUCAACCGCGGAUACCGUGUGCAGUUCAACUCAGCGCUAGGCCCCUACAAGGGCGGUCUUCGUUUCCACCCCACUGUCAACCUGUCCAUCCUUAAGUUCCUUGGCUUCGAGCAGAUCUUCAAGAAUGCCUUGACGGGACUCCAAAUGGGUGGUGGCAAAGGUGGAGCCGACUUCGACCCCAAGGGCAAGAGCGACAACGAGAUCCGCAAGUUCUGCGUUGCUUUCAUGACGGAGCUGUCCAAGCACAUCGGUGCCGACACUGAUGUCCCAGCUGGAGACAUUGGCGUCAGCGGCCGAGAAAUCGGCUGGAUGUUCGGAACCUACCGCAAGCUCCGAAACCAGUGGGAAGGAGUGUUGACUGGAAAGGGUGGCAGCUGGGGUGGAUCCUUGAUCCGGCCCGAAGCUACCGGAUACGGCCUCGUCUACUAUGUCGGCCACAUGCUCGAGUAUGCCGGCAAGGGAGACUGGACGGGAAAGCGAGUGGCUAUCUCCGGCUCCGGAAACGUUGCGCAGUACGCCGCCUUGAAGUGCAUUGAGCUUGGAGCCACUGUUGUGUCCCUGUCCGACUCCAAGGGUGCCCUCAUCGCCGAGGGCGACAAGGGCUUCAAGCCCGAGGAGGUAUACCAAAUUGCCGACCUCAAGGUGGCCCGAAAGGCUUUGACUGCGUUCGAGAACAGCUCAUACAAGUACAUUGAAGGUGCCCGCCCAUGGGUACAUGUCGGCAAGGUUGACGUUGCCCUGCCAUGUGCGACUCAAAACGAGGUCAGCAAGGAGGAAGCGCAGACCCUUGUCGACAACGGCUGCUUGUUCAUUGCCGAAGGUUCCAACAUGGGUUGCACGCAGGAAGCCAUCGAUGUUUUCGAAGGCGUAAGGAAGGCUAAGGGAGGCGAGUCUAUCUGGUACGCCCCAGGUAAAGCUGCCAACGCUGGUGGUGUUGCCGUCUCUGGUUUGGAGAUGGCUCAGAACAGCCAGCGUCUAAACUGGACUUCGGAGGAAGUCGAUGAGAAGCUCAAGGGCAUUAUGAAGAAUGCUUUCGAGAAUGGUUUGAACACGGCCAAGGAGUACCUCACAACCAAGGACGGUGAACUGCCCAGCUUAGUUGCUGGCAGCAACAUCGCCGGUUUCGUGAAGGUUGUGAGUGCCAUGAAGGAUCAAGGCGACUGGUACUAG